Molecule: messenger RNA, 594 nt
Organism: Camellia sinensis
Lineage: Eukaryota; Viridiplantae; Streptophyta; Magnoliopsida; Ericales; Theaceae
Source: RefSeq, a predicted model, not a curated record
AUGAAACAAGUUCUAAGAACUGGAUCAUUAUCCAAAAGAUUUCAAUUUCUCUGGACUUCCCUAUCAACCCUAGUUGUCAAGAAUGAGUUGGACUUCUCUCAAGCGCUAUCUCUCGAGUAUGUGAAAUUGUGCGAUGAAUUGAUUGCAAAAGUAUUGUCAGGUUGUCCGGUUUUGGAAUUUUUGGAAUUGAAUUCAUUUACCGGUAUCAAUCACUUGAAUAUUGAUUCAGUGAGCGUGAAGAAGGUUGUCAUACAACACUCUGUGGUUGUAAGAAAUGAUGAGUCUGUCCUGGAAAUUUCAGCUCCUAAUCUUCAGUCAUUGGAGCUUUUGGGAACCUUUCACCGAAGAAAGUGUCGACUAGUGAAUGUUUCAUCUCUUGUUGAAGCCAAUCUGAGUUUGACAUUUGAUGAAACUUGUGGUAGAGACAGUGAAGAUGAUAAUUUAAAGCAGUGGAACCAAUUGAAAGAACUUCUUGAGGGAGUUCAACAUGUAAAGGAGCUUCAAUUAGGGACUUGGUGUAUUCAGUGGUUGAUUGGUGUGGCUUUCAACUGGUAUUCAUAUAAAUCAACAGUUGAGAUGUCUCGCACACUAUAA